AUGCUCUCAAGUCUCAUUAAGCGACGCAAUCGAUAUGCAAUGCAUGCUAAUGAUAAUAACGUUAUUGAUCGUGAGACUGACACUUCCUCUGCAGCACUUAUCGUCUCAUUAUCGUCGAUCGACUCAACCACACAGCAAAUAGCCGUGCUUGAACAUGCUGUCGCUCAUAUGACGAUACCAGGCGAACCUCCACAACGUCGACGACGUACACGACGGCUGUCAAAGAACUGUCAUACAUUGAGCAAAUAUGGCCCAAUGCAUGCACAUUUCCGACGAAUCCAGAGCUCGAAAAUCGAUGCCAACCAGACGCAACUCCGACGGAAAAUGCUAGCGAUGCAGGAGAUGGAGCUGAUGCAUCAACAGAUUUCGGCUCUAGAGAGACGACAGACACUGCUUUCGUCCUUGUACUUGGCGCGUCGAACGAACGCCUUACAGCUUGUAUCGGACAAAGUGCGUGCUUAUUACCAGAGCUUCUCGCGCGGAUACGACCCAACUCAGAGCAACGCGUGGGAGUUGGAAGCAAAAGUACGAAGCAUGAUCCUACCGGAUGUGGAGUCUCCAGCGUUCCAUAAUCUGGAUGCGUUCUUUGUGCAAUGGUAUAACUACACACGCUAUCAUGCCGAGAUUAUACAACACUGCGAGCAGAUCCAACCGCUCGAGAGCGAUGAUCCGGACGUGUAUCUUGUCCGCUGUGUCGGGCGGUUCACUCUGCGAAUCUCGCGUGACACUAUCCGACACUUUUUCCAGCCACUGCUCAAUGACGAAGAAUUGGUCCAGCGUCUCGUUGGUAAGACUUACAGCUUUCCUUUCGAAUCGCAUUUCUACUUCAAUGCUACCGGUCAAGUAUUCAAAUGGGAACCACGAGCUGAAGUAGCAUCAGGCAUCUUUGAUCUCUUGGUCGAUCCAUUCACGACUGUACGUGUGCUUGGUGCCUCCAAAAUCUCUGAAAACGGAUGUAUGCACGCCUACGUGAAUCAAGAUGAAACAUCUUGA
Molecule: messenger RNA, 993 nt
Organism: Peronospora farinosa
Lineage: Eukaryota; Oomycota; Peronosporomycetes; Peronosporales; Peronosporaceae
Source: the annotation of a GenBank genome assembly